This is a messenger RNA of Penicillium salamii, 1284 nucleotides long. Lineage: Eukaryota; Fungi; Ascomycota; Eurotiomycetes; Eurotiales; Aspergillaceae. The record is from the annotation of a GenBank genome assembly.
AUGAAUGGGCAUGGGACCGAGGUUCAACCCGGACGUCCGUCUUCCCCGUCUGGUCCUUUUGGCUACUCCUUUCUCUCCCACAUGGACACCCCCUUUGAGCAGGCGCCUGCUCUUCCCCCAGGACCAUCUCUCCUUGACGAUAACGAAUCCAACAUGCUCGAUAAUUUUUUCAGUACCAUGAAUGCGAAUCAAUUUACGAACGACUUUUGGAUGCGCCAAGAACAUAAGACUGGGACCCCAAAUUUCGAAUGGUCAGCUGAGCUGCCACCAAACUUUGAAGGCUCAACUACGUCUCUAUCACAACCGACCUUUCAGCAACAUGGACUUGGCAAAGUCGGAGGAGGGCUGAUGGCAGGAAAUCCCGCAGGCUCGGAUAUUUUCGCUGCAGCAUCUAUGCUCUACCAGGGUGAUCUUAACGGAUCAGAAUUGGGGUCCACGUUGUCACACCAAGCUUUCGGUGGUCAUUCGCUCCCUCAGAAUAGAACGCAACCCCGAAAUCACUCACACACCGGCAUAGCCGUUCAGGGUCCAGCCCCACCUGGGCCUCGAACCGACGUACCUACCGGAUAUCAUACCUCGGAGAUGUUCUUUGACGUCCGCGACCCUAUUCCCGCGGACCAGCAUCCCUCGCGGAAGGCCCGAAGUCUCCGUUGGGGGUCAGAUGCCAGUUUUAUGGAUCAAGGGUAUCUUCGUCCACCUGAUCAACCCGAUGAGGAGCAGCGGACCAAUGAUUUGCUCGAUCAUCUUGGGUGUUUUGAAACACAGAACAGUGCAUCUAAUACACGGCCACCGAGUCCGGAUCGGAUAGUAGGGAACCCUGCCCGCCAGCCUUCCUUCCGUAGUGCCGUCCCGGAGGAGACUAUCCCCCCACCUCGAAAGCGAUCCAGAGUCGUUAAGGAGGAAGAGAACUACUCAGACGAAGAUGGUGGCGGACUCCAGUCCAGAAAGUCGAGAGGUUCGAUCAGCAAAAUCCGACGCGUCUCGGCAGAUUUGUCCAAAAAACCACGACUGCAAUCAGGGUCAAAGACCGCACGCGAGAAUCUUACCGAAGAGCAAAAGAGAACCAACCACAUCCUUUCUGAGCAAAAACGCCGAAAUCUGAUCCGUCAAGGGUUUGAGGAUUUGUGCAUCCUCGUCCCUGGACUCAGAGGCGGUGGAUUCAGCAAAAGCGCCAUGCUCACCGGAGCCGCCGAUUGGCUUGAAGACCUGCUCCGGGGUAAUGAAAUACUCCAAAGGCAACUGCAUGACCUAAAGAGCAUCAACGGCCUGGUCAUGCCGCGAUGA